GCUUGGUGGUACCCACUAUAGUUUUUUUUUUUAAUUUAUAAUGCUGGGAUCAAUUUUAAAAGUAAACCUUCCCACGUGACUUACAUAAUUGAAAAAAGUGGUCGAUUGGAGUUACGCUACCUAAUCAAUUUGAAUUUUAUUGUUCAUCCUUUUUUUUUCUAAUUCGUGCAGUGCAAUCAUUACAAUAGUGUGAAGAGAAAAAAAUAUUUGCUUUCGAGAAACGAAAUCCAAUAGGACACAGCGGUAACUGGAAUUAGAAAUCAAACGAUGUAGCAUCGAAAAUAUUUAACAAAGAAAUUAUUGUAUUUGUAAUAUUUAGAAACUGUGUUUUUCUUUUGUGAUUUUCAAACAAAAAUUUUCAGUGAGUUAUGAACGAAUUCUCAGUGCUACGUUUGAAUUGCAAUAAGAGUGAUGGAGGAUUGAAGUGUAAUAAUAAUUUUUUACAACAAUUAUAAUAAUAAUCAACGCAGUUUUCUUCAUUCUCGUAGACCAUAUUGGAGUCUAGACUCUAGAGAGUUGGAGAGAGACAGAAAGAAGAAGAUAGAGUGAGAGGAAGGUAGAGACGGAGAGAGAGUGGAUAUUAUUUCUCUCUUCAGCUUGCUGCAGGCUGUGCUGUCACUUUAAAGAUACAGAGAGAAUAUUUGCUUCGAUAUUACUUCCACCGAAGCCAUGGUGUCCAGAAGGAAGAUACUCUCCAGGUCCAGAGACAACCUAGCAGAGGCUCAGUAUGAGGAACAAGAAGAAGAAGACGUUUGGUAUAAUUUGGAUAAACUUUACAAGGACCACAUACAAGAGGUUCUAGACAAGUGGAACCAGAUCGACGACGAGAUUUGGGCAAAAGUAAUUGUCUUUGAAAGAAACAGAAGGGUCGCCAAAGCCUAUGCAAGGGCUCCGGUCCUCACUGUGAACGGAUCAAACGACGGAUUCGACGGUUUUAGGAUAGGAUUAUGCGGCUUCGACAACCCUAUGAGAGACCAAAAGACAGACGAGGCAAAACGUCACAUAAAUCAGGGUGUUAAAAUAAAAAUGGACGAUCAGGGUAACAUCCUGAUAAAGAGAUUGUGCAAAAGCAACGUCUACGUGAAAUGCACAAACCAAGAAGACAACGCUAUCGGUCCUGAAAUAAUCAGAAAUUCUCAGGGUGCGUUAGAGCACGAGAAACCGGGGAAGAUAUUUGACAUGAACAAAUACCAGAUCAACUUGUCUCGAGAGACUCGACGGGCGUAUCCGGACAGACGGAGACUCGAAACGCAGUGCCUAAGCGCCAUUGUCUUUGUCAGGACCGAAGCAGACCUCCUGCAAUGCCCCGUAUGGGUUUUAAUUGUAAAUGUCGUCGGACUGGACAUGCUCAAGUCAAAAUUACCCCCAGUUCUAGCGCUCCAAAGACCGGUAGACAUUAAAAAUCGACCUAGAAUACCGAUUCCGGAUGAGGAUCCUUACAGCGUAGCAGGUAUUUCUUCAUCCUCCGGGCCAAACGAAAGACUGCAAGGAGCGACAAGACUUGAACGUGACCAAAUCUACAUGCAGUCCACCAGUUUUCAACAUCGACGUGGAGAGAGACCUCCCAAACUUCCUCCCAGAGAAAAUCUUUACGGCCACGAUAUUCCCAAGCCCGAUUAUGAUGACAUCGAAGACGAUUACGUGAGCAGUAUAAGACCCGCUUCGGUGAUAAAGGAUGAAAAGAAAAGUAAAAAGGUCGACAAUAAGAAGUACGAUGACCCCUAUUACUGCGGUCUGAGAGCUCGAGUUCCAAACUUUGUGAAAAUGGCAAAGAACGGUCACAGCAAACAGAGCCCCGGAUCUCAUUACGGACAUGUGAGAGCGCAGGUGCCUCCGAACUAUGUGGGUGUGGGUGGAGGCUACGUCAGUAGCAGCAAUUCGUCGCAGAUAUAUGGACACCACGGCCCGUCCAAAAGACCGCCAAUAAUGUACCACGCGAGAAGUUUCGAGAGCGGACUUGAUUCAGACGAGAGGAUUGAUUCUCCGUACAACCACAUUUACGGACGUCUUCCUAUACCCACGAGAGGCGUAAUGCCCCCGACACCUCGCGCGAUGUACAUCGGAGAAUGGGAUUAACGAUUAACGACAGAAUAUUACCAUAUUUGUACUUACACACAUUGUAUAUUGCCAAUAUACCGCAUAAAUACUCAUAUUUUAUAUGCCAUUA
Messenger RNA from Athalia rosae (coleseed sawfly), 2167 nucleotides. RefSeq lists its product as uncharacterized. Gene Ontology annotation, molecular function: protein binding. Gene Ontology annotation, biological process: regulation of DNA-templated transcription. The coding region runs from base 670 to 2076 and encodes 468 amino acids. NCBI's taxonomy places the organism in Eukaryota, Metazoa, Arthropoda, Insecta, Hymenoptera, Athaliidae. The record is from RefSeq and is a predicted model, not a curated record. The transcript has 9 exons.